AUGUAUCUUCUUUCCUUCCCUCUGCUACUACUUCUCCUGUGCUCCAGAGCCAAAGCUGGGGAUGUCAUCGGUGGCACAGAGUGCAAGCCACACUCCCGCCCCUAUAUGGCUUACCUAGAAAUUGUCACUUCUGCGGGACACCAGGGGGCCUGUGGUGGUUUCCUGAUACGUCGGAACUUUGUGCUGACAGCAGCUCACUGUGCAGGAAGGUCUCUAACAGUCAACCUAGGAGUCCAUAAUAAAAAAGAGAAAGAAGACUCGUGGCAGAAACUUAAGGUUGUAAAACAAUUCCCACAUCCAAACUACAGUAACUAUACGUUUCUCCACGACAUCAUGUUACUCAAGUUGGAGGAGAAAGCCAACCUGACCCUGGCUGUGGGCACACUCCCACUCCCACCCCGAUUCAGCUUCAUCCCAUCUGGAAGAAUGUGCCGGGCUGCAGGCUGGGGGAGAACAGGCUUGGAGGCGCAUGCCUCAGAUGCCCUCCAAGAGGUGAAGCUGAGACUCAUGGAUCCCCAAGCCUGCAAACACUUCACAAACUUUAACCACAACUCCCAGCUGUGUGUGGGCAAUCCCAGGAAGAGCAAAUCUGUAUUCAAGGGAGAUUCUGGAGGCCCCCUCCUCUGUGCUGGGAUAGCCCAGGGCAUUGCAUCCUAUGCAAAUCGAAAUGCAAAGCCCCCUGUUGUCUUCACCCGAAUCUCCCACUACCGGCCAUGGAUCAACAAGAUCUUGAAGGAGAAUUAACCUUGGAGCCUGGGCCAGUCUGAAGGGAAAUCUGGAACUGGAUCUGAACAGCUUCUCUCUACCACUUGCUCUAGCCUGUCUCUGGAUCCUGCUGAGGUCCUGCCACAUCCUUGAGACUCCAGAAGGUUGCUAUGUGCAACCAGUUCACAGAACUCUCAGUAGGCUCAAUAA
Molecule: messenger RNA, 915 nt
Organism: Fukomys damarensis (Damara mole-rat)
Lineage: Eukaryota; Metazoa; Chordata; Mammalia; Rodentia; Bathyergidae
Product: chymase
Exons: 5
Coding region: 1-744 (247 amino acids)
Biological process (GO): proteolysis
Cellular component (GO): cytoplasm; intracellular membrane-bounded organelle
Molecular function (GO): serine-type endopeptidase activity
Source: RefSeq, a predicted model, not a curated record